ACUACAAAAUUGACAAGUAUUCAAUACCUACCAAAUGACUUAGUCAAUAAUGCAGUAAUAAAUAAAUAUUUCCUUUCCUAAACAUUCCAUCGCGAUAAAACAAUAUAAAUCUGAAAAUGGAGGAUAUGGCGCGUUUAGCCCUAGUCGAACAAAAUAUUAAAGACACCAAUAAGUUCAACGAAAUACUUCACGAACUCUUGCAACUUAUCAACUAUAUUUUAGAUAAUCCUCACGAAAAUGAAAUAAGAACGAUUAAAAGUGAUACGCUCAAAAAAUUGCUAAAUUGCGAAGCUUUCAGUGAUUAUCUUAAAUACAUUGGAUUUCAAACCGGACAAAAUGAAUUUACAUUUCCUAAAGAACAAACAUUAAAUAAGCUGAGAGUUGCUCAGGCGGCAUUAGAAAGAAAAAUAAGUUUCUGCUAUGGACCUUUUAAAAAUAACAGAGCAGCUGGACUACCAAGCUAUUUGCCACACAGAAAAAAAAUACAAUUGACACCAGCCAAUGUACUGGAAACGGAUAAUCAAUUAUUACUAAAGAUUCAAACUCUAUUUAAUGAUAUGAUAAAAUACGAAGAUGAAGAACUGCAACAGACAGCGAGGGAACAUAUCCCAUUAGUAACAUUGCAAUUAAUGGCACUGGAUAGGAUGAGAGAACAACAAAGGAAAAUCAAAACGGGUGAACUUAAAGGUCACGAUAUGUCGUUCGACAUAGCUCUACUGAUGGAGUUGUUGGGUUGGUUCAAGCACAAGUUUUUCACCUGGGUCGACCGACCUCCGUGUGACAGCUGCGGAGGCGAUACUCAGUUUGUGAAGACAAUAUCCAUGAAAACUGAAACAGAAACGUGCAGAGUUGAGCUGUACAAGUGCGCGUCGUGCGGCGCGGACGCCCAGUUCGCGCGCUACAACGAGCCGCGCACGCUGCUGCGCACGCGCCGCGGCCGCUGCGGGGAGUGGGCCAACUGCUUCACGCUGCUGUGUCGCGCGCUCGGGUACGACACGCGAUACGUGUACGACACCACCGACCACGUCUGGUGCGAGGUUUUCGACUACGAAUCAAACGGCUGGCUUCAUGUGGACCCGUGUGAAGGUGUUCUUAACACCCCGCUCAUGUACUCUCACGGCUGGGGCAAGAAGCUGACCUACGUCUUUGCCUUCUCCAGAGACGACCUGCAAGACGUCACCUGGCGGUACACAUCCGAUCACAAAGAGGUGGUGCGGCGGCGCGCGGCGGGGGGCGCGGCGGGCGAGGCGGCGCUGGUGGCGGCCGUGCUGGCGCUGCGGGCGCGGCGCCACGCGCAGCUGUCCGCGCCGCGCCGCACCUACCUCGCCGCGCGCGCGCUGCGGGAGCUGGUCGAACUCAUGCGCGAGAGAAAACCUACAGACUACGAAUCACACGGUCGCAUAUCCGGAUCUAAGGAAUGGAGAACGGCCCGUGGUGAGAGCGGAACGGUAUUCGGUCACGUUUUCCAGUUCGAGAUACCGGGUGAACACACUGUCCAGUACAGCACCGGUUCAGACAUAUACCGGAUAACUAGCAACGGUGUAGAAUUGGAACCGAUUAAAACCUGGGCGGCUGGAGUGUUUCAGUGCGAUAAUGUCUUCAGAAAGGUCGAAAAGGAUUGGAAACAAGUGUAUUUGGCGAGAGAAGAAGGAGAAGAGACCGGCUCUGUGUCUUGGAAGAUAGCGACUGAGGCAGAAAAUGUGGAGUUCGAUUCGUUAGUCAUUGAGUUGACUACUGCCGUUUACGAGGACGGCAAGAUAGAUUGGACGAUACAGUUCGACAACGAUACGCCCAUAUCUGCUGAAUUAGGGGAGGCCCCGGCGCGCUUCUCGCGGCGCUUCCGGCGCGCCUCGCUGCGCGCACGACUGCGCGGCGGGCGCGGCGCCGCGGCGUGGCAGCACGCGCAGCUGUUCCGCCAGCCGCAGGCCGGCGCCGGCGCCGCGCUGCGCCUGAGCGCGCGCCUCGUCGCCGAGUAGCCUCCUCCAGACUCCUCCGGAGUGCCCCCCUCCGCCCCGCGUCGAGUUCCCCCGAGUGAGGCUGUGACUCGAUUGAAUACUUCAAAAUUUCAAAUAUAACUUCACAGAAUUUAAAUUUUAUUUGCACACGUUGUUUUUGCUUCUCUUUCAAAUUCCGAAAAAAAGCACCCGAGUUGGCAUCACCGGUGCACUGCUACUACAUACUACAUAGACAUCAAAAUAUCCUCUAUUAUUAUUGCCCUUUGCCGACUUCCUAUUUGUGACACCACUAUAGAGGUUCAUUUUAAUUCGGUCCACCAGAACGUUUUCUCUCGCCUUUCUGGGUUUACUUGAUGAUUUAAUUCGAUUAUGUCAAACUAUAUUCCUUUUUCAAACGAGUUUUUUUUUUUUGUUAUUUCACUCUUAUAGUUUAAUAUAAAAAUUAUUUAUUAUAUUUUAACGAUUUUCUUUCUUUUUUUUUGUUCCAAAUUAAUUUAAAAUAUAUAUUUACAUAUAUGCCAUAUUUUAUUUUUAUUGUAAUUGGUCUAUUUUGUAAUGCACGGUAUAUCUCUACUUACAUCGACUGUUGAUGUUUAAUGAAAAUAUUGCCCUUUAUAUAUAAAAUGAAUGUGAGGUAAAAUUUCUGUAAUGUCUCUCGAAUGAGAUAAACAGUUAUGAAGUGAUAUAUAAGUGAUAUUUCUCGAUUGCAAUAAAGCUUGGUUGACGUUUU
This is a messenger RNA of Vanessa atalanta (red admiral), 2685 nucleotides long. It is a transcript of the gene Pngl, whose product is annotated as peptide-N(4)-(N-acetyl-beta-glucosaminyl)asparagine amidase. Gene Ontology annotation, cellular component: cytoplasm; cytosol; nucleus. Gene Ontology annotation, molecular function: peptide-N4-(N-acetyl-beta-glucosaminyl)asparagine amidase activity. The coding region runs from base 117 to 1976 and encodes 619 amino acids. Gene Ontology annotation, biological process: protein quality control for misfolded or incompletely synthesized proteins; glycoprotein catabolic process; protein deglycosylation. NCBI's taxonomy places the organism in Eukaryota, Metazoa, Arthropoda, Insecta, Lepidoptera, Nymphalidae. The record is from RefSeq and is a predicted model, not a curated record. The transcript is spliced from 10 exons.